AAAACCUUUCGGCUGUGUUAGUUAGGCAGCUCAGUGUAGUCAGACGCUGGUGUGUGUGUCACGACUUCUGGACAUCGUUUUUUCAUAUAUAUAUAUAUAGUAUAACAUAUAUUAGAUUAUGACCCAGGUGUUUCAGUGACGGUUGACAAAGUUAAGCAUGAGUGUACGUCAGGUGAAAACAUGUGGGCAGCUGGUGCGAAGGGUGGUGGGCUGCGGGCGUGGGUUCAGCAGGUGGGCGGCGGCAUCACAGUUACCUACGGCAGAUGGUGUUCCUCCUCCAACACACACCUCCUUCAGACUUGAUCAAAAGACUUACAGCACUGUACCACAACAAAGGCCUGACUGGAACCGAGCUGUUAGUGAUGCAGAGAAGAUUGUUGGCUAUCCGACUUCCUACUUGACCUUGCGUUCCCUUUUGUCUGAUGAGAUGUCCAAUAUUGCUGUUCACAUGAGAAAACUGGUUGGUUCUUCCCAUCCACUGCUGAAGACUGCGAAGCGUCUGAUCUACAAUGGGCGCAACAACAUGCAGACACGUGGGCUUAUUGUUUUACUCAUCUCCAAGGCUGCUGGACACCUCAACCCAGAGGAACUUGAGCAAGAUCAACCAGCAGGUGUCUCAAUUGGUCAGCGGAGUUUAGCGGAGAUCACAGAAAUGAUUCACACAGCUCACUUGAUCCAUAAGGGAGUCGUCAACCUCUCGCCAACGGUGUUUGAUGGCACUACACUGCAGGAUAUGGAGUUUGGGAACAAGAUUGCUAUCCUAUCUGGUGAUUACCUCUUAGCCAAUGCCUGUACUGGCCUGGCUACUCUCAGAAACACUAUGGUUGUGGAACUCAUCAGUACAGCCAUCAGUGACUUCAUGGAAGCUGAAUUUAUUGGAGAACGGGAUAAUCAGGGUAACCCAGUUCCUGAUGUCACUAUCACCAUGAGGGACUGGGAGGAGAAGAACUUUUUAGCUGCAGGUAGCUUGAUGGCCAAGUCAUGUCAAGCAACUUUGGUGCUAGCUGGUCAUACCGACGAAAUGCAACGGAAGGGUUUUGAAUUUGGGAAAGAGAUCGCCCUUGCAUGGCAGGCCUACAGUGACCUACAACCCUUUACUGACCUGUACCGUCAUCCCCCGGGGACAGCCAUUGACCUGACCUCGGCUCCUGUCAUCUUGCACUUGCAACAUGACCUCUCUAUAUUGGAUCUUGUUGCAGCUGCUGGAGACUCGAUGGAAAACUGUGAUUUCAAAAAGAUUCAUAACAUGAUAAUGGCAGGGACAGGUGUUGAAGAAGCCAAGGACCUCUGUCAAUCACAUGCUCAGGCAGCUCUCAAUGUUCUACAAGAGGUGUUUGAACCCUCAGAUGCCCGAACUGCCCUUGAAAAUAUUAUUAAUGCACUCCGGAUCUACUAGAUAUAAAGUGAAGUUACUAUAAAACCAUUAUGUAAGAGAGGCAAAUAUAUAUAUAUAUAUAUAUAUAUAUAUAUAUAUAUAUAUAUAUAUAUAUAUAUAUAUAUAUAUAUAUAUUAUGAUGCGUGACCUAAAGCAGGGGCGUAAGUGCCAAUCUGAUAUUUUAAAAUAUCGGCAAUUAAAGAUUACACGUGUGUGACCCCUGGCAUAGAAGAGUUGCAGGUGGUCAGCCUUGUGGAGAGAGGCUUUCUGCAGAUUGUAGUUACCUGGUUUCCAAAAAUUAUCACUUAUCAUUAAGAUGCCUUCUCCAUUCUUCUCAAAACAUCACUACAAGUGGCCCCCACAUGUACUAUGGUGUAAGUUAUGAGUACAGUAAAUGUACACCAAUUGACAGAGAAUU
This is a messenger RNA of Homarus americanus (American lobster), 1793 nucleotides long. It is a transcript of the gene Pdss2, whose product is annotated as all trans-polyprenyl-diphosphate synthase PDSS2-like. Gene Ontology annotation, biological process: isoprenoid biosynthetic process; ubiquinone biosynthetic process. NCBI's taxonomy places the organism in Eukaryota, Metazoa, Arthropoda, Malacostraca, Decapoda, Nephropidae. The record is from RefSeq and is a predicted model, not a curated record. Gene Ontology annotation, cellular component: transferase complex; mitochondrion. The coding region runs from base 158 to 1396 and encodes 412 amino acids. Gene Ontology annotation, molecular function: prenyltransferase activity. The transcript has 8 exons.